Molecule: messenger RNA, 491 nt
Organism: Lymnaea stagnalis (great pond snail)
Lineage: Eukaryota; Metazoa; Mollusca; Gastropoda; Lymnaeidae
Source: the annotation of a GenBank genome assembly
AAUCAACUGUGUCACAAAUCCCUCAUACACAAACAAGACCACAACCACGAGAUAUGAGUCGGCCAACUUUCCACUGGACCUGUCCGACUGUUUGCAGGACGCGUCGGUUUGGGAGGCCAUGGAAAUACGAUUCCUUGAGAACGAUACCUGCACCGUCCUCAGACCCAAACUGUGCACGUCGGCCUCAACGGGGGAGGACAGGAGUCAAAAGACAUCUUUACUGGACACCAAGCGCACGGAGCUGGUCACUAAGAAUGGAGAUCUAACGAAGGUCAAAGGACAGAUACGUCGACAGACGGUCUGCGUGGAGAAGGUACACGUCAAGAACCUGCUGAAUACAAAACGAGAAAAAUGCGGCAACUUGUCGUCCAGCCGACUGUCCGAGUACAGGCCACCGAAUGUUUACAGCGCCAUGGACACGUGUACCAACGCCGAGGUCAAGAUGGGGUACCGGGCCGGGGGUGAAUACCGAAGCGAAGAAUACUUCACGG